Pseudonaja textilis is the source of this 1463-nucleotide messenger RNA. NCBI's taxonomy places the organism in Eukaryota, Metazoa, Chordata, Lepidosauria, Squamata, Elapidae. The record is from RefSeq and is a predicted model, not a curated record.
AUGUGUAUUUUUGGUUUUCUAGCUCACGGCCAUGGAGCUAAAGGGGAUAAUAUUUACACAUUCCAAAUUGAGUUCCUGGAACCAGUCAACCCUAAGCCGGUGUAUAAAGUGACGCAGAGGCAGCUGAACAUCACGGUGAAGAAGGAGGAGAACCACUGGUGGGAGAGACUGACCAAGCAGGAGAAGCGGCCGCUGUUUCUCGCUCCGGAUUUUGACCGAUGGCUGGACGAAUCGGAUGCUGAGAUGGAACUGAAGGCCAAGGAAGAAGAGCGGAUAAACAAAAUGAGCGCAAAGAACCGAAUCCCCAAAGAUCCCUUCCGACACUUGAAGAGAGGUUAUCUGUUCAUGUACAACCUCGUGCAGUUCCUGGGCUUUUCAUGGAUCUUCGUGAACAUGACUGUCCGUCUGUUCAUGCUCGGGAAAGACUCUUUCUCAGAUACUUUCCACAUGAGUGGGGACAUGAUGUACUUCUGCCAGAUGUUUGCCCUGAUGGAGAUUGUCAAUGCCUUGAUAGGCCUCGUCAAAGCUCCUUUAGCUCCUGUCUGUAUCCAGGUAAUACCUUUGCAAACCAUUUUGGAAAGCUUCAGUUUUUACCCUUGUUCUUUGCUCUUCUUCAAAAGGCCUUUUAACCUUUCCUUUCUGCUUUUAGCUGUAGCCGUGAUCCAGGCCAUUCCUAUCUUCACCAGCACCGGGAAAUUCAGCUUCACCCUCAAUUAUCCACUGAACAUCACCAUCCCAUUUUCCGUCGUUCUGCAGCUCCAUCUCAUCUUCUUAUUCCUAGCGCCAUUUAUCCUUUUCCGUCAUCUCUACAAGCAACGUCAGCGACGCCUUGGACCUAAAAAGCGGAAAAUGCACUAAUGGGGAGUCUCUUGUUUUCUAAUCUUCCUCAAAGAUGGGUGCGGGCGGUGGGCUUCGGGCUCUUCCAAAACCCUUUUCCUCGCCCUAUUAACCCGAAAACCAAUUUUGUAGUCGCGAUGACACGUCUUCCUUGCCUGACAGCAGAAAAUAGAUCCGUCCAAAACUAACGUGUUUUUCUCUGCACCUCCCUCCCUUCUCGGGUAAGCUAAGCAGGGGAUUCAUACUAAAAACCUCUUUCCUAUGAAGUAGACCUGGAAAAGACCGGAGUGAAAAGAAAGCUGCUUUCCGGGGGAGGGAAAAAGCAUUAAAAAAAACUCCGCCAUCCAAGAGAUGCAGAGAAGAGUUUUCCCAAACACCAACUUUAGGAGGAUCUAAAAGAACCUACAAACGUAGUUAAGGCUUGUUAAGGAUGAGCCUGUGAGAAACUUUCCUGUGGCUUUAAGGGAGCGAGUGGUUUGUUAGGAUCCAUUUUCCUUUUUUUCCUUACCCCAAAAGCAAAAAUGACCCAAUCUGGAGGGGCCAAUUCAUUGCCUCCUCCUUCCUAGGGCUACGCUUGUAUUGGAUUCUUUAUCGCCUGUAAACUUCCCGACACGCGAGUAUUAAAA